AUGUUCGCGAAGAGCCUGUCGUCGUCGAAGAAAUGCGAUCUGAGACAUCGAGGGAUCUCCGAUGUCGGUGCCCGUGUGCUUGCGGAGGAGCUGCGCCAUCAGGAUUGCCUGCUCUCGCUGGACCUUCGGGGCAACAGCAUCACCGAGGUCGGCGUCCUGGAUUUGUGCCAUGCCGUGGCCGCACAUCCCGGGCAGCUGACGGAGGUGCUGCUCACGGACAAAUCCCCUGCAUCGCGGCGGCUGGCGGGGCGGCUGGCCGCCACGGCGUUGGCCGCAGCACCUCACGCCGCAGCUCGCGCGGCGGCAGAACGAGGAUUGGGUGACGAAGGCAUGGAGGAGCUUUGCCCACUUCUGCCUAACCUGGGGACACUGACCACCUUGGGAUUACAGCACAAUGCCAUUGGGGCCCGGGGCGCCUGCUCUCUCGCGGAGGCCUUGCCAAAGAUGCAGGCUUUGCGCGAGCUGCUUCUCUACAGCAACGACCUAGGCCCCCAAGGUGCAGAAGCCAUUCUCAAGGCCUUGCCGGCUUCUGUCACCGCGCUCGACUUGGGUAGCAACCGCCUUGGCGAUGAGGGCGGGGUCUUCGCGGCCGAUGCGCUGAUGUCUACGGCGCUGGUGGAACUUCACCUGGACUACAACGACCUGGGGCCGAAAACGGUGGAUGCACUGCUUCACAGCGUGAAGGAGACCCCGACCCUUCGAAGUUUGUGGCUGCAUGGCAACCCAGUGGAGGAG
Molecule: messenger RNA, 735 nt
Organism: Symbiodinium sp. CCMP2456
Lineage: Eukaryota; Dinophyceae; Suessiales; Symbiodiniaceae
Source: the annotation of a GenBank genome assembly